Babesia bovis T2Bo is the source of this 2586-nucleotide messenger RNA. RefSeq names its product Endonuclease/Exonuclease/phosphatase family protein. The transcript has a single exon. The coding region runs from base 611 to 2503 and encodes 630 amino acids. Gene Ontology annotation, molecular function: 3'-5'-RNA exonuclease activity. The record is from RefSeq and is a predicted model, not a curated record. NCBI's taxonomy places the organism in Eukaryota, Apicomplexa, Aconoidasida, Piroplasmida, Babesiidae.
UUUAUUUACUAUUUUAACAUUUGCCAGUUUAUAGCUGUAAAGUGUUAAUUUAGGUAUUAGUUUUCUCCGUGAUACCAUCUUUCUUGGGACACACCUGCUGCCUACCUUUGUUUUGAGCGAUUUCCUUAAAAUGGAGCUGCCGUACGUUUUAUGGCUAUGGAGGAUCCAGCCUCAAUCGAAAUGAACAGUGUGUUACAAGGGCCGUAGUGGUGGAGCCAUUUUGCCGAAUAUACCUAAACGGAACGUAGUAUUAAAGUUGGGAUAUCAUCGUUUGUAUCACUUAUUGGAGUUGUACUACUAGAUUCCAUAUACUGCUAUACCUCAACAUUGGUGUAAGUGGAUAAAUCGGUGCAAAAGGCGCCUAUCUCAUUUGGUAGUUUGGCGUAGUACAAGUGAUACUAAUUUGGCUCAUUAAUUGGAACGGACAAAAUAGUCCCAUGGUAAAAGAGGGUGAUAUAUGUAAAAGGAUAUUGAGUUGUGGGUAUUUGCGCCAUUGGUUUAGUUGUAUUGAACCUUUGGUGGUGAUAUAUAGUUUGUGGCCAUUACGGUUGACUUGCUGUUUUAUGUAUUCCAAUAAUAUUACCAGUUGUGUUGCAUCUAUUGUGAUUACAUGAUACAAGAACCUGUUCUUCCGCUAUACUCGCUGUUUAUCAGAAGGCCAUAUAGAUGUUUAUGGGCUACAUCCAAGGAAUCUAUUGUACCGUAUCACAGUUCUGACAUUCUAUCUGGAAAUAAAACAGGUGAAUCACGGCGUUUUGGGAUAUACCGCCGUUACUUAAAAACCACUGAUAAGGGACAAUUCAAACGUCAGUGGGUAGCAAUCAAGAAUCGUACACCAGUUGGCUUAAUGGCGACCAACGGUAUACAUCCUGGUGUGGUGGGCACGGGGCCUAUGAGCAACAACUUGCUUGAUUUGGGUUCAUUAUCCAAUGCGAAGAUGGCCUACGGCUUGGACAUGGAACAACAUGCGGCUAGGAAGGAACCUGAAAAGACGGAAGAUACUUCAGUUGUAAGAACUAGAUCAAUAGCUCUGUCACCAGUGUGCAUUGCUAAGGUUGCUAACAUGGAUCAGCUGGCUCGCGAUAUGGGCGAUCUGAGCGUACAACGUAGCUCCGGAUUGAAUACCCCCAAAGCGAGUUCUGAUACUGAUAGUUUGGUAAAGAGGAAAUGGAGUACUGAAAGGCAACACCAACCUCGUGAACAGAAAUUCAAGUUUGAGCCCGUGGUUGUAAUGAGCUUUAAUUGCCUGGCACGUAGUCUUGUUGACAACAAAUAUGUUAACAACGACCGUGAUGUAAUGUCCUGGAAUAGUCGCAAAUUUGCGAUUCUAGAUGUUCUACAACAAUCCGAGGCUGAUGUCGUUUGUCUGCAGGAGGUAGAUGAAGAGGAGUACAAGAAUUUCUUCUUGACAGAGUUCCUCGCUCUUGGUUAUGGCUCGUACUUCAAAAAGAAGAAAACACCCAAGUUAGAUGGUGUUUGUGUACUGUACAAUGAGGACCGUUUCGAACUACUCUACCAUAAGGAUGUUGAAUUUGCUGUUCAUGAUGCUGAUUACGACCGUUUACAGGUAGCUGUGGUUCUUGCCUUGAUGGAUAUGCGCACUAAAGUAGUGGGUCAAGAGGAUAACGAGGUACGCGAUAUUUACAUUAUCGCGAAUACCCAUCUGCUAUUCAACAAGAACCGUGGUGAUGUCAAGUUUGCCCAGCUCUGCGCCUUACUUUCCGCUAUAAAAGAGGUGGAAUCACUAUGCUUGGAGCGGUUAGAGAAUACAUCUGAUAAUCCUAAGCCGGCGAUAAUCAUGUGCGGUGAUUUCAACUUCACGCCACAAAGUUUGAUGUACCAUUUCCUUAGUCAAGGCUAUGUCGUUCUCCGCAACUGUGAUGUUAAGAUGAUGUCAGGGCAGUAUCUGAUGUUUGAUACAACCUACAAGACUGAGCAGGUGGGUCACGGGCAGUCAGGUAUCACCGUUGGCGACUUUGAGGGUAACUAUAUCCCAGACAUCUAUGGCACAGCCGAUUGCAGUGAGUGGGUCGAGUCGCUACGUCAUAACAAUAGUAUGGUUAACUUCACAAAAAUGCCAGAGUGGAUGGAAAAGGAUCCUAAUAGACGCAGGUUAAUAUGCAAUUACUUACAGGUACUAUCUGAACACGACACUUGCAGCAGGUCGGAUGCUGGCAGUGCCCAUGAAAAUGAAGAAGGCACUCCAGGAUACCGGGUUUCUAACGAAAGUGACUUGCUAUUUUGCCCGUUCAAAUUCACCAGUGCGUACAGUGUGUACGACCCUGGGCAAAAUAGGUCUAACGAGCCUGCCUUCACGGCAUUCCAUGGAUGGCAACGUGGUUGUGUGGACUACAUUUGGUACACCUGUGACGAGGUGGAUGUGGAGUCGAUUUACGAGCUCCCUGCGUACACCGAUGUCACUGAAAACGGCAACCUCCCUAACAAGGCUUGGCCUUCUUCAGACCACUUUAGCCUGGUAUCACAAUUCAAGAGGCGUAGUUAACAUGGCUCGUGCUAUGCCAGCUAACUAAUGCGUUCUACAUAUUCCGGACUUUAGUAGCCACAAUAAUGGUUCUAAUUGUAGUC